AAUAAAAAUGGGGUGUCUAUUAUCUGCAUGUUUCAGUACUUAUUAAUCUCAAAAUCUGAUCUUGAGUAUUUAAAUUUCAUUUACUGUUGUAAUUAAUGUUAGUCAUUUCAAGAAAAGGGAAAAAAGACUCAAUUUUUAAGCUCAGAUUUCAUGUCGGUGCUGAUUCUUGGAAACUAAGUUUAAAGAUUCCACCUUUAGCCCCAUUCUGUAGAUUUUUUUGAGAGAGAAUUAUGGGGGAGACACAUAAUCAUGAACACAACCACCAGCCACCGCCGCAACAGGCGGCGGCGCCACCAGCAAUGCCACUUGGUUCAGCCAGAGGACCUAUGUUUCCUCCGGCAGAGCAACUACUUCAGCUUAACUAUUGCAUACACUCAAAUCCUUCUUGGCCACAAACUGUUUUGCUGGCUUUCCAACACUACAUAGUUAUGCUUGGAACUACAGUAAUGAUUGCCACCGUGCUGGUACCUCAGAUGGGUGGGGGUCCGGGCGACAAAGCUCGAGUUAUCCAGUCUUUGCUUUUCACUUCAGGAGUGAAUACUCUUCUGCAAACGCUUUUUGGCACAAGACUUCCCACUGUGAUGGGUCCGUCAUUUGCUUACAUCAUAUCAGCUCUGUCGGUCAUUAACGAUCUCUCUGACAGUACUUUCAGGAGUGAGCAUCAGAGAUUCGAGCACACUAUGAGAGCAAUUCAAGGGUCACUCAUAGUGUCUUCCAUUAUCAACAUAAUACUUGGAUAUGGCCAAGUUUGGGGAAAACUUACGAGGUUUUUCAGUCCUGUUGUCAUUACGCCACUUGUCUGUGUUGUAGGUCUUGGUUUGUCUGGUAGGGGGUUUCCUCAGGUGGGUGAUUGUAUAGAGAUUGGCCUUCCCAUGUUAAUUCUACUUGUCAUUUCCCAGCAGUAUAUGCAACGUGUGCAUCCAGUUGCGCAAUCCAUACUUGAAAGGUUUGCUUUGCUCCUCUGCAUUGGGCUUAUCUGGGCUUUUGCUGCUAUUCUUACUGUUGCCGGUGCUUACAACCAUGUGAAGGAGCAAACUAAGAUGAGCUGCCGAAUUGACCAUUCGUUCCUCUUGUCAUCGGCUCCAUGGAUCAAAGUUCCUUACCCUUUCCAGUGGGGGACUCCCAUAUUCAGAGCUAGUCAUGUCUUUGGAAUGAUGGGUGCUGCACUUGUAUCAUCAGCAGAGUCAACAGCAACUUUUUAUGCUGCAUCAAGGCUUGCAGGGGCGACACUCCCUCCGGCGCAUGUUGUGAGUAGAAGCAUUGGCUUACAGGGUAUAGGACAACUCUUUGACGGGUUCUUUGGUGCUGUGGUUGGUACUACUGCAUCUGUUGAAAAUGUCGGCCUUCUGGGACUAACUCGUGUCGGGAGUAGAAGAGUUGUUCAGAUUUCUACUGCUUUCAUGAUCUUCUUCUCCAUAUUUGGAAAAUUUGGAGCAUUCUUUGCUCAAAUUCCUUUGCCCAUAUUUGCAGCUAUCUACUGCAUCUUAUACGGUAUAGUAGCUGCUAUUGGUAUUUCCUUCAUCCAAUUUGCGAACAAAAACUCCAUGCGGAAUAUAUAUGUGCUCGGAAUCUCUCUAUUCCUCGGUAUAUCUAUACCUCAAUACUUCGUGAUGAACACAGAUAUUACUGGUCAUGGACCUGUUAGAACUCCAGCUGGAUGGUUUAAUGACAUAUUGAACACAAUAUUCUCUUCACCUCCUACUGUUGCAACGAUUGUCGGGACAGUAGUAGACAACACACUCGAAGCAAGACACUCGUACGACGAUAGAGGUGUUCCGUGGUUGGUUCCCUUCCAGAGGAGGAAAGGAGAUAGCAGAAAUGAGGAGUUUUAUAGUUACCCUCUUAGAAUUAAUGAGUACAUCCCAAGUAGAUUUCUGUGAUAACUUUUACAUCCAUGUAUAUGACUGUAUCAAAGCUGUAUGACAAAAUUUCUUUUUAGCUCACAACUUUGGUCCAUUGUUUUUUUUUUCCUUGUU
Molecule: messenger RNA, 1976 nt
Organism: Solanum tuberosum (potato)
Lineage: Eukaryota; Viridiplantae; Streptophyta; Magnoliopsida; Solanales; Solanaceae
Product: nucleobase-ascorbate transporter 3
Exons: 14
Coding region: 231-1880 (549 amino acids)
Biological process (GO): transmembrane transport
Cellular component (GO): membrane
Molecular function (GO): transmembrane transporter activity
Source: RefSeq, a predicted model, not a curated record